CACGCACCGAGUCUAUCUCCCAUUGGUCGGCGCAUAACACACCUUUGCGUCCUAUUGGGCGAGACGUUAAGCCAGGCCUAUCUUUUCCCCACCGCGUUUGAAACAAUGAAUGGGAACGAGGCUGCGGAGAUAACUGGAACACAAACGUCCCAUUUGGUCUCAAGUGUUCACACGAGACGGAAGGACGAGUAGAGCCUACUCAGCAGGUAAACCGGGCUCCAGAACACGUCACACAGACCCACGUAAGAUAGUUGCAACAUGGAAGUUGAGGAGCUCCACUCAGACAUCCAGGGUGAAUCCCAGCCUGCUCCUUUGGGUGCAGGUGACAUGGAGGCUGUGGAGGUUCUGAUGUCCAUGACUAAGCACUGGAGGACCAGGAGCUUUAGGCUCAGACACUUCAGACCCUUGACUCCGUCCUCAGACUGCUCAGAAGAUGACUCAGUCCCCUUUGGGUCUACUGUGCAACUGGACUCUCCUUUGUGUAUGACACCGCCAUACAGUCCACCCAUCUUUGAGGCCACCCAUCCCCCCUCAGGGGCAACCUUCCAUCAACCUGCAGCAGCUGGAAGUCCAAGCUGGCAGCCAAUAGAAGCGAAUCAUCUGCACACACACACUGCUGCUUCUCAGCAACGGUUCCACUGCACCAGUGUCAUCCGUCACACAUCAGAUGGCCAGCGCAGCUCCUGUGAUGUCCAUCCUGUCUCCAGCGAAGACGGACUUACUCAAGUUCCCACAAAAGACUUUAAAAGAGAAUUGAGCUCUGAAUAUGGACUAAACAGUAGAGAGUCCAAGGGGAGCUCUGGAAUCCAGUCUGACUCUAAUGCAGCCAUGCCACAGGAAUCUUUUACCGUGACUGUGCCAAAUGUGCUUGACGCAAGUCGGACCAAGACGAGUCUUUUAGGCCUGGAUGAUAAAUCCAAUACAUCUCAGGCUGUUUCCUCUGUCCGGGUCUCUCCUGCGCCUGUCUACUGCCAGAUUCUUCCUGUCUCUUGUCCUUCCUCCACUGUCACAGCCGCUCACAGCCAGAAGCAACACCUAAAACCUAUCCCAUCAGCAGCCACCACUGCACUACAACAGGCACAAACACAAGCAGCUUCUCCUGCCCAUGUCAUCCUCCUAGGGAGUCAGGGGGCAAAAGGCCCCGUAAUGCUCCUCGUCCCUCGGCCGGCUGUUCCUACACUCUACGUCCAGCCAGCACUGGUGACCCCUGGUGGCACCAAACUAGCAGCCAUCGCCCCCGCGCCCGGUCAUGCAAUGUUGGAGCUAAAACAAAAGCCUCCGCAGGCAGAAGUGUCCCGUGUACGCAGUCAUGUUUGUCCUCAUGAGGACUGCUGCAAAACCUACUUCAAGAGCUCCCACCUCAAAGCCCACAUGAGGACACACACAGGUGAGAAGCCCUUCAAAUGCAAGUGGGAGGGCUGCGAGAGGCGAUUCGCUCGCUCCGAUGAGCUGUCUCGCCACCGACGCACCCACACGGGAGAGAAAAGGUUUGCCUGUCCCGUGUGCCUCAGCCGCUUCAUGCGUAGCGACCACCUCGCCAAGCACGCCCGACGACACCUAGCAGAGAGGAAGACGCCCCGCUGGACACCCAGUCUGCUGACCUCACUGCUUCCACAACACUCAAGUCUGUCUUCAACAAGCUCUCUCUGAGACAUCCUGAUGAGACACCAAAGUAAAAACGGUGAAAAUGUGAGAAAGUGAGGCUUUGUGAGCCUCCAACAGUGCACAGCGUGUGCCUGAUCUCUACAUGUCAGCAGUCAGCUCCUAACAGUUGAACAAUGCAGAACUGAAAACUAGAUUAGGUUGCAAGUCUUUGCUGCUUUGUUAUUCCUUAAUAAUUAUAGUUGAAUCUGAACAAGUUAAUGAGACUGUUUCACUGAAAAUAUCCACUAUUAUGUGAAUCAAUUUUUACAAGAUUUUAUUCUUUAAGAUGAUUUGUUUUGGCAUUUUAGUCCUUUAUUUUGAAUGGACAGGUGAAGACAGGAAAGGGGAGAGAGGGAGGGAAUGACAUGCAGCAAAGGGCCGCAGGUCGGAAUCAAACUAGCGGCCGCUGCGGCUUAAGACUGAGCCUUUGUACGUGGGGCACACGCUCAACCAGUUGAGCUACCAGGGCUUCCCAAAUUUUGGAACACUUUAAUGCUAAACAUAUUCACUUUUCAGUGCUAUUUGACCAAAGAAUGUUUAAUAUUGUUCCUAGAAUCUAUUUGUUAUAAAACAAUUUUGCACACUUAUUUCUUUAUUAAACCUCAACACAUGUAUUUUCUUGUUUUUUCCCCCCCCAAUAUGUCCAGAUCUCUUUUAGCGUCUGUGUUGUCCUGCCUAUUUUACAUGUAGUGACGAAGACUUAGCACAACUGUUGUUCAAAAGUUCCUAGAUGGUUUUGACUCGAGAAAUUUAGCCUCUUAAAACAAAUCCGUUAGCCUUUGAUCACAUUAUUCAAGAUGACAUUUGGAUUAAAUCAUGAGAUGAAACCAUUUUUUAAAAAUGAUUAUCAAUUAUUUAGGUAGGUCUGUGCAAUAUAUAUUCACUUUAGAAAUAUUAAUGGUCAAAAAAAGAAACAGACACAGGGAUUCACAGUCCAGUCAAUGAGGUGUUUAUUACUUUUCAUGUUGACAAGCACAGAUACAGAAGUUAUUAACAGGCAAAUACCUGAUAAUUCAUCAUGCCUUGAACACAGAUUGGGAGACAAAUUAACAGAUAUUGUACACAAUUUGCAAUUUUACUUGCAAUC
Sander lucioperca (pikeperch) is the source of this 2731-nucleotide messenger RNA. Its product is annotated as Krueppel-like factor 10. The record is from RefSeq and is a predicted model, not a curated record. Gene Ontology annotation, biological process: regulation of transcription by RNA polymerase II. The coding region runs from base 259 to 1650 and encodes 463 amino acids. Gene Ontology annotation, molecular function: DNA-binding transcription factor activity, RNA polymerase II-specific; RNA polymerase II cis-regulatory region sequence-specific DNA binding. NCBI's taxonomy places the organism in Eukaryota, Metazoa, Chordata, Actinopteri, Perciformes, Percidae. The transcript has 4 exons.